UGCACACAUACACACAGACAAGACACACACACACACACACAUUUCUUUCUUGUAUUUGAGGUGGAGCCUGCAACCCCCAGUUUUCCGAUGUGAACCGUUCGGAAAGCUGCCGAUGCUGUGGGUAACAGAUGACGGACUGUGACUGCGGCGGUUUUAUUAGGCUACCAGCAGCGGAUCGCGACACGGAUUUUUAGGGCACGGGAUCCGAAGAGGAGCGCUUACUGUCAGAAUUUUCCUAAUCCUAGUACACAAAAAGUGAAAACAGCAUGAAUUGUAUAAUAUUACUGUGGCUGUUUCCCGUGGUCUUCGCCGGGAAGUCUCCGAGGCUCAAAUUCACCGUGCACGAUCCCCCCGGGUUUCACUUCAUGAAACCAGAGAACUACACGACAGUGUACCACCAAGCUGGAAGCCACAUCCUCUAUGUGGGUGGCCAGGCUGUAAUCUACCUGCUGGCAUUUAGUGACAAAGAAGUGAAGAACACCCAGAUUCCAGUCACUGUGGAUGAGAAUGUGAAACAAGCUUGCUCCAGAAGGUCGGAUUUGCCAGAGGUGGAAUGUGCCAAUUACAUCACUGUUAUUCAGAGAGUCAAUGACAGCCUUUUGGUGUGUGGCACCAAUGCAGGCAGCCCAAAAUGCUGGCUUCUGGUGAACAAUACAGUACUGACUAACAUUACAGGCAGUGACAUGAAGAUAUCCCCAUCUGAUAUCUCCCCUCCCAACCCUUCCCAGAGGUCUUUCAGCUUGUCAGUAGAUGGAAACCUGUACUCUGCACUGUCAGCAGCUGGAGGUCAAGCAGGUUCCAUCCGCCGCACCUUUGGCUCCCGCAAGUUACUGAAAUCUGACAGAAAAUGGUUGCAAAAUACCCAGUUUGCCGGGGCAGCAGUUAUCCCAGAGUCCCAGAAGCACAAGGAAGAGAUCUACUUUUUCUUCAGUGAGCAUAACAGGACAGCUGAUGUGGAUGAGGAGCCCUACAAGGCUCGCGUUGGACGCAUUUGCUUGGUGGAUGAGGGAACCACUAAAACUGAUACCUGGACCACCUUCCUGAAGGCACGGGUCAUGUGUGGGCUUCUCAACUCUUCACAACAGUACAACUACAUCCAGCAAGCGUUUGUGUUGACCGCCCAUGAAAACAGAACUGGCGUGAUCUAUGGACUUUUCUCCAAUGCUUGGAAUACCACAGUGGUGUGUGCUUACUCCAUUGAGGAGAUUGACCAAGACUUCUCCACUUCCAAACUGAAGGGUACCACAGUGGCUCGCCCAAGAACGUGUAUUCCCAAGACGGUGACACCGCUAAGUUCCAGAGACCUGGAUGUGAUAAAGGAUUAUCCAGAAAUAGAGAAGGUGAUGAGGCCUGUUGGGGGAGUACCCCUGAACUUGCCCACCGAUGACCGGUUCACCCAAGUUGCAGCUGACACGGUGCUGGCAGUCAAUGAUGAGCACUACAGUGUAUUGUACCUGGGAACAGAAAAUGGUAAGGUCCUUAAAGUCCUGCACACAAUUGAAGAAGCCUUCAUCAUUUCCCAGUAUUCUCUGUUCCACAAUGAGGGUCCCGUUACUGCCAUGACUAUUGACUCCCAGGAGGGCUACCUGUACGUAGGAACAGCUAUGGAGGUUCAGCGCCUCCCACUGGCUGACUGCAGUCGAUAUGGUGACACUUGCAGGGAAUGUAUCCUCUCACGUGACCCCUACUGUGGGUGGGAGGCAAGCAAGAAGAGAUGUACUGCCAUUCCUCCGGGAUACAAUAUCAGCACUGGCACGAUAAUCCAGAGUCUCGACCAGUCUAACUCCUCUGUGUGUGGAGAGGCCGCAGCCCGAAAGAGCACUACUCCAAAAGAGGUGCUGGUGGAGCCAGAUGGGCUCGUCCUGCUGCCCUGCCCUGUCCGCUCCUAUCACGCCACCUACCGCUGGGAGAAAGACAAAUGCAUCAAGCGCUACUCCUGCUCCAUACUGGAUGACUUCUGUGUGCUGGCUACCACUCCAGAGCUGCCUUUAAAGGAGGGCGUCUUCCGCUGCAUGUCUAUCGAAAAUGACCAUAAGGAGGAAGUGGUCUCCUUCCGGCUGGUGUUCAACGGUGGGCCCCUCUCAGCCUCCUUGGCUUCCACACUUGGCCCAUCCCUUCUGCUGGCUGCUGCCACGCUCUGGCUCCUCUAGAUGUGUUAUCCCUUCUAACCCGCUUAAAAAAAUACAUGCCACCAAAAGAGUCAUGAUGCCUAAGUCUAGGUCACAGAGCACUUCACCACAGCUGUGAAAAACGUGCCAGGGGACAAAAAUACCUCAAUUUCUUCAACCCAGAGAUUUCCAGAGUUUUAAUACCGUGCUAGUAGCGACUUCCUCAAGAGUAAUUAGGUUGAUUGAAUUGCCUUAAUAGACGUCCGUCUCAGAAGUAUCUUUUUCAGUCAUAAACAGCCUAUGAUAAAGACAAAAAAGAGAGGUUUAUCGUAAGCUGCAAACAACUCCGAGUCUGGAGCAGCUGCAGUGGUACAGCUGAUAUGUGAAGCCAUUCUAUGUUUUAUUUGAACAGUUAUUUAUGAGAAAAACAUCAGUAAUAUACAUAGUUGCAGAUGAGUGCAGUAUUUUGAAAUUUCAUACCCUUCCAGUUCUCUGUUAACUGUGAGUCAAAAUUAUACAGAAACUAUUUUGUGAAUUGGCUAAUUUUAAGUUAUAUAUGUGUCAUAUAUAAAUAUUAUCUGUAUCUAUCAACAUACAUAUACAAAAUAUACCAUGUGGAGCAUUCUAAGAACUUGGCAUCAGAUUCCAACUGUAAGGAGUGCUUUGUGAACCCAACCAUGUAGACUUAAAUCAACCAGUAUUAGACUGGUUUGGAGUUCCUGGCUGCAUUUUCUUUGUUUUUCUACAAAUUCAGAUUCUAAAGUUGACUCUGCUAUUAUGUGAGUAUUAACGGCUGAAAUACUGCUACACAUCAAAAACAUCUUGUUCUAUCUCAGUUAUACUGUAUGCUUUCUAUGAAGAGCCUUCUUUUUCAAAGAAAUAUUAAAGCUUAACUUCAUGUGUGCCAUAUCCACCAAGCACAAAAUGCAUUAUAAGUAAGAAUUGUUAAAUCUGUACAGUCAGCUUAUCUUUGCACACUGCACUGGGACUGAUGUGAAUUCUGGGCUCAAGUCCCAGUUUGAGGCCAUGGAGAUAAGACAGUGGGGGGUGGGGGGGGACAGCCUUCGCAUCUUCCUGUUAAAUAUUUUCAUGCAGCUGCAAUUCCUGUAUCGUACAGGAAAUGAGAGAAGAAUGUUAGUGGGAGCCCACUGGCUUACAUAUGUACAUAACAUAUAGAUGUGCCUUUUGUAUUUGCUGUGUACAGUGACAUGCCGUUCUGUGGAGCUAACAUAGUCUUACUACUGGCCAAACGCUGAUGUGUACCAUGACAACCAAUAUGUCUGAGCUUUAGGUUUAUAUCGUGGCAGUGUUUUUGAAAUCAUGCAAUGUCUACCGAAUUUUAUUUCACCCAUAGAGCUGGUUGUAUGCAGAACGGAAAUCAGUGCAUAAUAAAAUGACUAAAAUAUUCAUUCCUUAAAGUUGAUAAAUACACAGAAAUAAAUGCACUGUGUGUUUCAGUUUAUACUCUUAGUAUAUCAAAGGCAGCAGACGGUCGAGAGAGGAAAAGUCUUCAGUGCAACACAUUUAAAUUUAUGAAUGCUACUGUUGAAAGCAAGAGUGGUUGCUUCAUUUGUUUUGAUUCCCAAGUUUUAUUUGGGCCCAGAUGCCAUUCACUUAUUGAACAAAGCUAUUACUGUGCAUCUAUUUAUUUUUACAAAUAACCGUCAGUGGCCCGGGCUCUUUGUACGUAAUGUUUAAUAACACAGCUUUCAGAUUCUCUUGGUGUGACAUUCCUGGACAGAUUAUAGCAUUUCAGUGCCAAAGCGGGUGUUGUACAGCUCCUCAAUUUUCCAUCCAUCUGUUUUCAUUAACCACUUGUCCUGGUAAGGGUCGCCAGGGUCUGAAGCAUAUCACAGAAUCACUGAGGGGUGUUUACACCCUGGACAGAACUCCACUGAAUCACAGGGUAUCCUACGUAUUUACUUUCUGUACAUUUUGUGCUUAGUGCCUCUCUUUUCCAUCUAUCUCCUCCACACAUUCCAUCUCUUCACACCCUAUUACCACUUUAUUCUGUCCUACUCUAGUGUCAGAAGUUUUUUUUGUAUUUCAAUAGAAUAUGAUUUGUAAGGCAAAUUUGUAUACAGUGUUACAGGGCUCACUUGCAUCAUUCUGUAGUUUUUACAAAACGUAAAACGUAAAAAAAAUGAGGGGGUAAUUUAUUGUUACAUGAAGGAAGUGAAACUAAGCGAAUAAAUUAUUUCUGGGAGGUAGCUUUGUUAUGCUUUAACUUACUGUUUUGCAAACCAACCUUCUAGGCACUCUAUAAAUCUGGAACCACAGCCCCAACAGGUGAAGGAAAUUAUGCAUGCAAAAUCUAAGGAAUAUAAGCAUUAUAAAUACUAUAUAACAGCAAUCUAUACUUAUUUAUUGGUUAAAUGUUGUAUUUUGGAGUUCUUGAUAUUUGCAGUGAGAUGUUUCAUAAACUCACAACAGCAUUUUUAAAAAGAUUUGACAGCAGUCUUUUGUAGUCUUAACAAUGUGGGUUCUGUGUUGUUUGCCUUACUUAAAUGACGGACGCAUUAGGCUGAUGAUUAACAUGCACAAAAAAGAGAAUGGUCCACUAGCCCUGUGCUGGAGCUUGUCUUGCCUUGGUCAUGAUGCACUUGCUUUUCUUGACACAAAAUUAAUACUUUACUUUAAAAUGAUUAAAACCACAUUGACAGCUGGGCCCAUCUGACAAGGUAAAGGUCUGUAUGACUGUAUGACAUGAAAGGAAUAUUUUUACAUUGUUCUGUGAGUGUUUACAGCUGGGUGUCUUUGAGUAAAAAUGUAAUGUAGUGUAAUAUUCAUUAAAGCUUUUUUUUCGCAGCCACACAGUUGUGUUCAAGGUCUAGCUUGAAAAACAAUUUACAACAUUUUUUUAUUUUGGCGUUUGUCCUCUUGGCAUUAAGGUUUGUACUGUUGCACUUCGCAGAAGGACAGAAUGUACUUUAAAUUAAUGUUAAUUCUUCAAUAGAAAGUAUUUCUGACAUUGUUAAAGUAGAAAUUCACAAUCUACAAAACUGCAGCAUCCUUGUGAGUCCUGGCUUUCAUCACGCUGCAACUGAAAAGUGUCGGUAUUAGGAUACAGGAGCCUAUUUUGGGUAUACAUUUAGCAAGAACGGUUACAAAGGCUGAACUGGCUAAACCAUGCUUGUGUUUUUCAUCUGUUUUUUGUACAGAAUAAACUUCUUUAAAAGUAUAAAUACAUGGAUGUAUACUGAAUCAAACAAUGACAUCUCUGAUUUGUUUGACUGAAUAUGUUAACUCGAAUAAAGUAUUCAAUAACA
Scleropages formosus (Asian bonytongue) is the source of this 5377-nucleotide messenger RNA. Its product is annotated as semaphorin-7A. Gene Ontology annotation, biological process: negative chemotaxis; positive regulation of cell migration; axon guidance. NCBI's taxonomy places the organism in Eukaryota, Metazoa, Chordata, Actinopteri, Osteoglossiformes, Osteoglossidae. Gene Ontology annotation, cellular component: plasma membrane. The record is from RefSeq and is a predicted model, not a curated record. The coding region runs from base 267 to 2150 and encodes 627 amino acids. The transcript is spliced from 14 exons. Gene Ontology annotation, molecular function: semaphorin receptor binding; chemorepellent activity.